Lymnaea stagnalis (great pond snail) is the source of this 9285-nucleotide messenger RNA. The record is from the annotation of a GenBank genome assembly. Lineage: Eukaryota; Metazoa; Mollusca; Gastropoda; Lymnaeidae.
GGAACUAAGAAAUUCUUUUCAUUUAUUCAAUUUUGAACAUGUUUCACAAGUUUAACAUUCGCAGCAAUAUUUUUUUUAAAAUAUAAAAUUAUGUUUAUCAUGAAAUGAUGAGCUGCCUCGGUGCUUGCAAGUUGAAGACCUGCUUAGCUAGAUCUUCCUGCAUUGCUACCGGCUACCGAAAAUUCAUUUUUUUAAUGAAAUAUUUAUAGCGUAAUUCACUUGAAAUGUUCAAGUUUGAAAGAAAAGAAACUUUGCGCGGGGCUAGAAGUCAAACUUCUUCUAAAUGAAUCCAUUAAAUAUUGUCAGUACGCUACUCCUGUUUGUGUUCUUAUAUCAAUUGCUGGCUUGCACGCCUUGACGGCAGGAAUUUGAUCCAAUGUGAAUCGUUGGCACGAGAAGGUUGGCUGGAGAAAUCAAGAAACUCUCCUUUUUUUAAAUAAUAUUUCCGUUUGGUUUUUUUGGACAGUGAGAUUAAUUAUUAUUUUUUUUUAAUUAUUAUUUUUUAUUAUGUUGAUUUUUUUUUUAUAUAUUGAAAGAACAUUUUGUAGUUUCAUGAAAAUUUAAUUUAUGGGGAAAAAAAAAAUAUAUCGCUUUAGCCAUCGUCCGUUAAAAUUCUUGGCAUUUCUGUUUCAAAUGAAGAGGUCUGGAUAGAGGUGGAUGUGUGGAUAGGACUCUUGGAUGGAGAUGACGUUUCGAUAGAUGAGGACUGUGAAUAGAGAAGGAAGAUUGGGUAGAGGAGGGUGUGUGGAUAGAGGGCGCAUGAUUGUGUUAGAGGAGCUACUGUAGGAAACCCCUCUUUCUGAGCCAUGCCAUGUCUAACAGUAGCAUUCACACAGACUGGCCUCGGCGGAGGAAUUGGGAUCCUUUUGAUUCACUCUGACUCUGAAUUGGGAUCCUUUUGAUUCACUCUGACUGGCAUUGGCCACGAGAUGAUGGGUAAAGUUCUAGCCGGACAAGUCGCUGGACAUCUAGACCGGAAAUUUACGAUGGUCCGUUUUCCAAAUGUUUAGGUUUCAACAACAGAGAUAUAUAUAAAAAUGUUCAGUUUAUGAACCAAGUUACAUCAUCUAUUUCUGAUGCGUUAUGACACUCGUAAGUCUGUGUGUACUAUGUUAUGGGUACUGUGCAAUUUUCCGCGCCAUGAAUCGAAGCGAACUCUACGGAUAACUUGGGAAUCAAAGAGUUAAUAGGUUUGUAAUAGUGUUAUACAGGUCGGUUUAGUUUUAAUGAAUGCUGAAAUUAAUUAACCCUUUGUGCGGUUCUGGUCUUCAUCUAAAUGAUUUUUUUUUACAUCAUGAAAAUGAUGGGAAUGUUUGAAAAUAAUAUGAUGGGAUUGUAGGAAAAUAAUAUCAUGGGAAUGUAUGAAAAUAACGUGAUGGAAUUGUAGGCAAAUAAUAUGAUAAGAAUAGUAGGGAAAUAAUAGGAUUGGAUAAAAGGAAAAUAAAAUAAAUCAUUUAAAUGAGAAUACACAGUUGAAGUACUAAAUGGGUAACUAUAAUCUUUUUAAAUGGGUAACUAUAAUCUUUUUAAAUGGGUAACUAUAAUCUUUUUAAAUGGGUAACUAUAAUCUUUUUAAAUGGGUAACUAUAAUCUUUUUAAAUGGGUAACUAUAAUCUUUUUAAAUGGGUAGCUAGAAUAUUUUAAGUUCCUUGGUUUGGACUUAACAUUGGUAUUUAUUUAUAGGUUUCGACCACCUUGGGUGUUGUGUGGUCUGGGCACGUCGGGAUCCACGCUCCUGUCUGUGGCGUUGCCUGCCAACAAUGUCGAAAUUCACUGUGUCCUGAAAAUAGCCUUCCACCUAAAUCUCAACACUGAGAUAGGCUAUGGGGAGAUAGGUUUACAGUAUUGAUGUUGUGGCAGGUCUGGUUUCAUUGUGUUACAAGCACAUGCACGUUAUAUUUCACCGCCUCAGCCCGUGUAACCAUUGCAUUCAUUAUUUUGAAUUUUCUUUACGUUAUUAUGACAUCAUCUAUCAGAGUGAUUCAUGUCCACUCUCUUAAACGAAGACUGUGUGACGGUGCCAUAACCAUGUUGAGGACCACUGUCUCUAAAUGCACACCCCCCCCCCACACUGUUAUAAAUGUUUACAAAUUCGACCAUUGCCUCUACUCUUUCAAGUAUCCGCCACUGGAACAACAUGACAUUUUAAAAAUCUUAAAUAGUUGCAGAUAUUAAGUAAAAUGAGAUUUGAGAAAAGAUUUCAUUUCAAAACCGAAGAACCAACGAUAAAGACAUUUUUUUUUAAAACCUGGGCCUAAUAAUUUCGUGACAGUUGCGUGAAGGCUAAAAAUAAAACCAACUAAUAACUCAAUGGCACUCUAUAUUGUCUCUAGCAAUCAAUAGUUAAGAAAGACACGUCAGAUUUAACAGACACGUCAAUGCAGAAGACAAUUUUCUGGUCCUCCAGAAAUAGCCCGCUGAAAGCCGUCACGGUUUUUACGAUUAUAUACAAUGGCGAAAGUAGGUCACCGCGACACGUAAUGGCGGUCACACGUCACAGCGCUCGGGUAUGAGGAUUUCCCUCGUUAGGUGGCGCUGCGAGCGGGGAUUCCCUUGACUUACAACGUCCAUUGCGUGUUCUUACUUUCAUAAAAGUUUGAUCAAAAUGUUCAUGUUAGUUUUAGGAUUACGUGUUCCAAACGGAAAAAAAUGACAUUAAACUUGUGGGGAAAUUGCCACGUCAUAAAUUCGUUUGACUGAAGUGGGGGGGGAAAAAAAAAGGGGGGGGGGGGAAAGAAUUUUCAGGAAGGUUUUUUUUUUUUUUUUAAGAGCCACGUCAUGGCUUUAAAACAAAAUUAGUUUUUUUUCUUAAAAAUCCGAAUGUUAGUAGGACUUAAUGUCGAACCUCAUAGUUUCAUACAGUCCAACACGUCAUGUAUGGGAAUGUUGGCAUUUAGACAAGUACUUUACGUGUCUUCCUGACGUGUAUUUUAUGACGUGUCUUAAUGACGUGUCUCAAUAACGUGGAUGUUAUUUUUUUUAAAAAAACACGAGUAACAAAAGAUCGCAAGAUCAAAAGAUCACGAAAUAAGGAAUGUGUGGGUAGUGGGUAGGGGAGGGGGGGAUUAAAAGAAUUAUUUUUCAUUUUAUGGCAUUUAUGGUUUUACUCAAUAUUUUUGUAAUCAAAAUUCCAGUACCUUCUAAUCAAUAUAUAAUUCGUAUUUUUAUGUGUAAUGCCUUACCAGAAAUCUAUUUAUUACCUAAAAGCAGGCCUAAAAACCUCAAAAAGUAAGGCGGGCCGUAAAGCUUUGUACAAAACUUGUGCGGGCCGAAAGAAAUUAGGACGGGAGAGGGGGGAAAAGCUAUAAAGAAAGUAAUAAUAAUAAUGUAUAUUUCGUUACUCCGCGGGCCGCGUAGUGAUUACUGGCGGGCCGCAUACGACCCGCGGGCCCCUUGUUGUGCACGCCUUAUCUAAAGCAAUGUUUUUCUUGUUGUUUUCAAUAUUUAAUCUCACCAUUUAAAAUGUUACGCAAUUCCGAUGGUAUAAUAAUCGCUUUCAAAACUGUAUAUUUUGUGUUCAAAGGGUACCGGUACAUUUCACGAAUCAUUUAUGGGACGAUAAGUUAAUUUCAUUUUCUUUUUUUUUUAAAUUUGUUUUUGUUGUUUUUUUUUAACUCAGAAUUUUUACAUUUUUUUCUUAAAAGAAAACAUUUAACAUAUAAUUCAUACGUGAAUUAUGGGUCAGUCAGUUAUGUGAACCGCUAUUAAACGUUUCAGUGUUGUGCCUGCACCUAUGCAGCGUGUUUGGGAACCCCUGACUGUAAAUCUGUGUGCUAGCGUCGGAGAGUACGCACAGAGAGACACAAAAAACAUUUAGAAAGAAACAUCUUCAACGCCAACGCUAAUAACACAGACAAGCUCCCUUUUAGCACAUAGCAAUGCAUUUUGUAGCAAUGAAAUGUCAAGUCUACACAUACAUACAUAGAUAUAUAUAAAUAUAUGAUGAUUUAUUGGUUUGGUCCCAUUGAGAGAUGAAAUAGGCGUCUGUAAUGUUCACCCGUUGACCCCAAUACAUGAAAAAAAAAUACUGUCGUGCACCAGUCCCCAGCAUCGCGUUGUGUUAAGUACGACGCCUGGAUCGAUAGAAUCUCCCGUCGGCCACCUAAUGCUGUGACGUGUUCACGAAACUACUGGGAAUGUGCGCCUGCUUGACGUGGCGCGUAUUUUGGUAGAAUGCGCUCAAUUUGAUUAUCUAAUGGGGGGAAUUUCUUUUAACUGAAAAAAAAAUCUUACAUUUAUUAUGAAGAACACGUCAAUUUCUCGUAUGCCUUAAUUCAUGUCCACCUAAUGUCACAAGGUAUAUAAGGCCUAAAUUUAAACGAAUAUUUUACUAAUCUCUAGAAUAUCUUCACUUAAACUUUCCAAAAUUAUCCUAUCUUUGCAUAAGUUAAAGCAAAUUUGAUACAGUUUAAGUAUCUAUAAGGUAAAUAUUUUUCUUAUCUUGAAAAAAAAUGAUCAAUGAUGUAGAAUUGAAAUGGUUGAUUGAAGGAAUUUUUAACUCUAUCACUAACUUAGCUGAUGUAAUCAGAAAAAAAAAAAAAAUUGAAUUCUAACUCUCUUUAUUAAACAGAUGAACAGUUUAAAAUAAGAUAAGAAAAUAUUUUUUUAUUCAUCCAAACAAAUGAAAAUGUUGUUUUUUUUCAUUUUGCAUAUACAUUUUCAGCACCCAAAUAAAUAAUCGUUUAAUAAAGUACUUAUUUUUCAACUAAAACAAUGUAAACACAAGGCAUCUAUAACGGUCGAAUUUUUGUAAAAGAUCUUGAAUUUUAACCUAGUAUCUGUCCUCUUUAAAUCUGUCAUCUUUUUAUCUGACAUUUUGAUACAUUUCAACUUUAAAUAUGUCAUCUUUAUAUAUAUGUCAUCAUUACAUGUCAUCUUUAUAUAUGUCAUCAUUAUUUUUUUUUAAAAAUUACUCGAUUAGCGUAUAAAGUUUCACUAUAUAAAGAACACAAUCUUUUUAUCAAAUUUUUAUCGAGUUUAAACUUUAUUGUAUAUGGCAACAAAUUAGAUGUGUAACUGUAAGCGUUAAAUAUAUAUUCAAUAAUCAUGUGUAAGCGUUUCAUAUAAAUUCAAUGCAAGCAAAACAUAUUUAUUUGUGUGAGCAAAAUAAUUCACCCACCUUUUGAUUUAACUUAAAAAAUUUGUAAAAUUGUUAUAUAUCUUUUAUGUGUUCUUAUUGUUGUUUUUUUUUUUUUGUAUAUAAUUUCUUAAUUUAUACAUAUAUUUUACAGACACAAUCAAAGCCAUGGCAGCACCAGUCAAGAAUUUCAUAGACUUGCAGCAAAUUGUAAAAGAGUGGAAGAAUCUCGAAGGCGUGAAAGGUAAAAACAAUAUGGCUUAAUAAGAUUAUAAACAUAAAUUCCAGUUUUGUGCAAACUAACUGUAUAUUUUUUUUUAAUUUAUGAAAACAUAAGGAUGAGUUCCACACACAAUACAUUUUUCUUUUUGAUAUUCCACCAUUUAUUGCCAGCAUUUUCUAUUCCGUCAAUCAAUGACUUGUGUCUAAUAAUUUCAUUUGACUUUUCAUUCAGGCGACUACCACUUGAAGAAUCUGAAACUGGAAGUCACCAAUAUCGAGUGGACAAACGUCACAUGUCUGUCUGAUCCCCAGCAUGCAAAAACGUCACAGGUACUCGCUAACACAUCAGCUUAGAAGGCAAAUUGCUGUAAAUACUUUUUUUUAAAAAAGCUAUUGAAAUUAUUGGAUAUGGUUUGAGAUUAUGUCCGAAACAAAAUCACUCACUAUAGGAGGAACUUCCGUUAUCUUAUAUCAAAAUUCGUGUUUUUGUAUUUUAUUUAAAGGAGAUCCCGACUGGGUUUUUUUUUUUGUACAUGUAUUUUACGUCAUCAACCGCUGCUCUAUUUCCUUUGUUUCUGUUUUUAAGGCGUCUGCUGAGUACGUCACACAACAAAAUCAGCGCUGCGCCAACAUCAAGGUCAAAGUUAAAUCUAAAAAAGGCACCCACGUGACCAUUAACACAGGUGUUGUGUCAGGUAAACAUUUUGUUGUUGUUGUUUGUUACGCACUGCUGUCUAUGGUGAGAAAUUAAUCUCUUAUUUUAAGUUACGGCUCGUUCUAAACAGUGCACAACAAAGGACGAUACCAUAUAGGAAAUACAAUAACGAAAAUACGACACUCAAAACAGUACCAAUUCAAUUUAUAAGAUUUAUUUAAUUAUUAAUAUAAUUACAUAACAAAAGAAACAUAAUUACAAUCAUCAACUUACAGAGUAUGUGAUGUCUUGCACCGGUGCACAGUUAAUACAAUGGGCCAAUUAAUAAGGCACAAUGAUUAAAGCGAAUAAACACACAUAAGUAAACAGAAUAACACACGCUUGUCUCGUGAAGACAAAAAAUAUCCCUCCUUCUCAAUAUUGCUCUCUUUGCUUUUAUAGUCGGCUCUACUGCAAAUUCUAGGCAUAUUCCGGAUUGUAUUAGCAACUAGAACAUUCCACAAUUGACUAUAAUUUCCUUAAGCCUUUUGGGUCAACCAAAACAGGCGAUAGCUUAAUUUGUGGUAAACAAGAUCAAAGGAAAUAAGCCACACCCUAUACGAACGCAGCGUCUGCUAGUGAUCUCAGCACAGGGGGAAAUAUGACGUAAACAUGCCCUACAUAGCAUCGUUGUUGUUGUUGUUGUUAAGUAGUAAAGCGAAACGAAAUAAAAUGACUCAAUAAAGAAAUAGAUUUUUAAUAAACUUGAUAUCACGAACUCGGCCUUUAGAAAAGUGGAACACAAAUUCUAGGGACUUGAGCUACAUUCUAGCUUUAAAAUAUGUAUUUUUGCUGUGCCCUAUUCGAUAAGUUGCCCUUUUCAUGUGUACUCACACUUCAUUUUUCUGGCUUAUCCCACUUUAAAUCAACCUCAAUCUUCCUUUUUUGUAUUACAUUCAUGCGCCCAUGUCAUACAAAUAUCAGACAAUUAUACAUAUAUCGUUGACAUGUAUUGCAGAUCUGCACCAAAAUUUUAAACUGCCCUUGGCUGGACUUCCCCAAAACAUCAUCGACGCCACUGGACCCUCCCUUGAGAUUGACGUCGGCGUUUCUGAGACUGACAGAAAUGCCCAGACGCUGAAGUACUUUACCGACUUCCCCCACACCAUCGACCAGACGGACAGCAACGCGCCAACCGUGGCGCGAGCAGAGGUUGCAUCGAGGACUGGAGAUUAUGUUGGUGAGUUAUAAUGAAUCAUUAAAUCUCAGUUCAGCCGGUUCUUAACCUGUCAUCCGCGGAACCCUUUUCACUUCGUUCAGGGGAUCUGUGGUUGCUCUAGGAAACCCCUAAACACCAUUAUCUUGUAAGAGAUAGAGUUUGGUCUGAAAGGGGCUCCCCCAUGGAAAUUGAUUCUUAACAUUCUUAAAAAAAGAUCCGUGAAACAAAAUGUUGGUUACCUGUGGGUCUAGUUAAUUCGUUGUUGCCUAGUUCAUUCCUCGAUAUUUAUGCCAUUAUUGUUCAUACACAACUUGUUAACUUGUUUAUUUAUAACACACGUCUGUCCAAAACUGUUAAUAACUGAGUAUUGUUAUCAACAGCUCAGUUCACUGGGACUGCUCAGCUUGAAGGAGAAGUUAUCUGCAGCGACGGCCGCUCGGUGGAGCAGGCUCCCAUUGGUGAGGUGGUCACGUGCCUCAAGUCCAAGUCAAAACACGUGGACAAGCUGUGUGUGACCGGACAAGGCCUGCACGUGGAGUGGAAAAUUGGAGGGGAAUGUCAUUUCUUUCUGGGGACCGAUGUCACUGUGAGCUGGAAGUAGCUGUGAGUGGGAGAAUCUGAGAAGGCUCUGGUGUAAGAGCGAGAUGUCACUCAGAAUGUCACUCAGAAUGUCACUCAGAAUGCCACUCAGAAUGCCACUCAGAAUGUCACUCAGAAUGCCACUCAGAAUGUCCCUCAGAAUGUCACCCAGAAUGCCACUCAGAAUGUCACUCAGAAUGCCACUCAGAAUGUCACUCAGAAUGCCACUCAGAAUGUCACUCAGAAUGUCACUCAGAAUGUCCCUCAGAAUGUCACCCAGAAUGCCACUCAGAAUGUCACUCAGAAUGCCACUCAGAAUGUCACUCAGAAUGCCACUCAGAAUGCCACUCAGAAUUGCCACUCAGAAUGCCAUCUAGGGACAUAUCAAAUACAGCACAAAAUGUAUAGAUAUUUUUUUAACUUUUAUUUCUUCUGCAUUAAAUAAAAAUCAAUAACAUUGAACAGUUAUAAUAAAAAUAAAGAUUUGAGUUUAGAAAGGGUAACUAGUUUAGACAUUCACUGUAGCAUUCAUACUCAUUUUGUUUUAGCCUCAGAGUUAUUUUUUCUGUCUUGUUUUUAAAUAAAUGAUGACCCACAUUCUUUAUACUCAUAGUUCGUGUAUUCCUAAACUUCUUGUGCAUUUACUACUCUCCAAACCAAACACUUUUUAAUUCAUUAUAAAGCUUGAGCCAUACAUUUUUAAAAUAAUUUUUUGAUAACUUAGAAAUAGAAACUUCUUUAAUUACUGCUAAUAUUUAAAAAAAAAACAAUCCAUUUAAGUAUUGUAAUUUUUAAUUAUUUUUUUUAAGGAAAAAAAUAACAGAAAAAAAUUGGGAUAAAUUAAAUGGUUCGAAAAGUUUUGUUUAUUUUCACAGUUUUUAUUAUAUACACUUAACAAUACUCGUAAACCAAAGGAAAUGAAAUCUCUCUUUUUUUUUUUUUGCAAUGAAAUGCAUCACGUGAUAUGCUUCAUAUGUCAGUUAAAAUACUCAAUAUUCACAUAUUGAAUUAAGCCAAAUAUUUUCCAAUGGUUUGAUUUAAUAUAACAUCGAUUAACACAAGGUGAAAAAAAAAUAGAUUUAAAAAUGUUUUUUUUUUUUUUUUAAAUGAUCGACCUUAAAUAUUCUUUGUGUUAUUAAAUUUCUUUUUAAAUUAUGAUUUUUGAAUCGCCGGUGUACCGGUACUUAAAAUAAAAAUGUUAAAAAAUUAAUUUUUGUUUUGUUUUCUGGAAAGAACUUUGUAAAAUUUAAUAUUUUUAUGUCUCGGCUAUUAUUAGUCACAAAUAAUCGCGCAAGGACAGAAAACUCUUUGACAAAUGAAUACAGUUUUUGGUGUGUUAGGAGUACAGAUACAAAAAUUUCACACAAAAAACUUCUUCUGUUAGUUGUUGUUGUUAUUUUUAUUACGUCAUAAGCAAAGGCAUUUAUAAAUACAUUCCUUUAUAAUGUAUUAGUUUCGUAUUAUUUAGAUCUCAUUUUUAAAUUGAAAAAAAACAAUAAACUACGAACACGAAUUUUUGUCUCUUAUGUCUAUUAAUAAAUAAUUUUAUUUUUU